AUGAGUUCAAGAGCACUAAAGAAAUUAGGCGGAAAGAGUCUCGAGGAUGAAUUAAAGAAAUUGGAUAUAAAUGUCUCUUCUGAAGAAGAGAAAGAAGAGGCUGCUCAAAACGAAGCUCAACCGGCAGCAAACCAACCCAAGUUCAAUGCCUUUGCAUUUCUCGGUGGAGAUGGCGAUGACGAGGAUGACGAAGAGGAUGAAGAGGAACACGCUGAACGGGAACACAUACAACAGGAGAAAAAACCCGUGCAAACGCCAAAGGUUGUUGAAAAUUCAAAAAAGAAAUCCAAAAAGAAAAAGAAGGCCAAGAACAAAUCAAGGUCUUCCACGCCUGCACUAGAAGAAGAGAAAGAAGACGAAGAUGACAUUGAUAAGAUUCUCGCGGAUGUACAACGACAAGAACAGGAUACUAAGCCGACAGUAGAGUCUUUUGAUUUCGAAGAAGAAUACGACGCGACGUUGGAGCCGUCUGAAGUUUACGAUUCUAACUUCAAGAAUUUUACCACAGAGAGGCUCAAAAAGUCGCUUCCAUUGUUAUCCAUUGGAUCAUACAAAAACCUCGAUCAGGAUCAGGAAUACAAAAAUUUAUUCGGCAACUCGUUAUCUACGGAAUUAAUUGAGGAUGCAAAUGCAACUACAUCAUUGGCAAUCUCACCAGAAGUACUACAACAGUUUAAGAAAUUGGGCAAAAUGAUACGGAAUUGGGGUGGAAAAGAUCGUAGGAGUAUCCCUGGAACGUCUCGGAAGUUGCUUUUGUCCAAGAUUCGAGAUGAUUGGUUCCCCACACAGUUGAAGAGUGUUACGAUGGAGGAGUUGACCGAGGAUAAGGUGUUUGAAUCACUCAAGUAUAAGGAGGAUGAUAUCGAUGACACCGACUUACACGUCAAAGUGUCUAAGGAAAGAAACUUGGGAGUGAGAUACUUUAGAUUCAACAAAGUGAAUGACACAAAGAGUAGGGUCGCAAAUACCCGUUUCUAUGCAUCGACUGUGCUCACACCUGACCCAGAGUCGCUAAUGCAAUUGUUACAGCAACACCCAUACCAUCAAGAAACCUUGUUGCAAGUGGCAAUGGUUUUACUAAGACAAGGUGACAACAAGGCCACUUCGAACGCGUUAAUAGAGAGAUGCUUGUUUACGUUCGAUAGGAGCUUUCAUAAGACUUUUCAUGAGUUAGUCUCGUCAGCGGAAAAUGGAUUAAUUAGAUUACCUUAUGAGUCCUUUGCCAACAGACAGUUUUACUUGAACUUGUUUAGAUAUAUUGUGUCCUUGGGUGAGAGGUCACUUUUUGAAACAGCAUUGACAUUUUGCAAAUUUUUGAUGAGUUUGGCACCAGCAGAGGAUCCCAUGGGUGUCCGUUACUUUAUUGACUUUUAUUGCAUAAUGAGUGAAGAAUACCAAUACUUGAUCCAAUUAUCGAGGUCUCCUUUGGUUACAUCCUAUACAAGAUGGUACACCCCAGGAAUUGCAUUCUCAACUGUGUUAGCUUAUCUUAAGCUAAACCAAAUCAAAGAUGCAGAAAAGGAAUUACAAAGGGCUUUUGAGGCGUACCCCUUUGUUGCAUACAAACUACUUACUGAUAUUGCUCUCUCUAGCGUUGCCGGUGUCAAGGAAUCUUCUUUCAAAGUUACUAGCGAAAUAGCAGUCAGUGCCGAGACUUACUUGGUGAGAGCAAAGUUAUUGUGGCAAAAUCAUCUCGACUUUUUGUCUACUAAUUUGGAGAACCUUUUCAAGACAAAGUACAAGCCAGCAUCGGUGACAUAUACUAGUUCACUUCUUGGAUUGCUAAGUCUUGGAAGCAACCUUGACGAAGCAUCAAAAGAGCUCCCAUUUAAUUUGAUAAGGUUUGCCAUUUUAUCCGGAGAAAACAAAAUAAUGGCAAAGCUACCCAAAUCCAUAUGGAACAGAGACGAUUUGUUUGAGUUUGACGUGUUACCACCAAAGGACGAGGUGGAUAGAUUCUUUGUAUCAAAGAAAAUUUGUGAUUCGUUGAUUGAUUAUGUCGAUCAAAACCUACUUGGAGCCAUAGUACAAGAGAAUACACGACGCGGUGACCUACAAGUGAGCCCAGAAGAGGUGGCUGCAUUGGAAGCAGCGUUUCGUGAAGCUGAGCAUGUAGAUGAGUAA
Lodderomyces theae is the source of this 2124-nucleotide messenger RNA. RefSeq lists its product as uncharacterized. Gene Ontology annotation, biological process: ribosome-associated ubiquitin-dependent protein catabolic process; rescue of stalled cytosolic ribosome. Bases 1 to 2124 code for a protein of 707 amino acids. NCBI's taxonomy places the organism in Eukaryota, Fungi, Ascomycota, Pichiomycetes, Serinales, Debaryomycetaceae. Gene Ontology annotation, cellular component: RQC complex. The record is from RefSeq and is a predicted model, not a curated record. The transcript has a single exon.